GCGGAACGCGGCGCGGUUUGUCCCUCGCGAGGUUCCGUUGGCGGUUGAACGGAGCCGCGGUCGGUGCUGGUUCCGGUCCCGGUUCUGGUCCCGGUUCCGGUCCCGGUUCCGGUUCCGGUCGCCAUGUGCUCCCUGGCGCUGUUCCCCCCCCCGCCCCCCCCGGGCUCCGUUACUCUGUGUGAGUUUAACAACGCGUUGCUGUGCGGGCAGCGCGGGGAGCCGCUACCGCUCGACUUCCAGAGUCUGCUGCAGCGCUGCCCGUCACUCACUCUUGCCUCGAGGGACGGUUUGAAGGUCCCGGCGCCCGAGUCGGGGGCUCAGCCCUUCCUGCACCACCGUGAGGCCCUUUGGAAGAGGGUCCUCUGUGCAUGGAGAGGGACGGGGCUCUAUGGGCUGCUGAAGGAGAUCGUCAGCUCGAGGAGGAGGGGAGUUGAGUGGUUGAGGACGGCCCUGAGCUGCGUCCUGACCGUGUGCCGGGGGCUCUCAGCCCUGCACGGCUCCCUCCUCCCACACCUCUCGCUGAGCAGCGAGGAUAUGAUCAAUGUCUUCUCCCAGGCAGUUGACUGGGCUGGCUGCAGUAUCCGUGCCUUCGCCUGGCAUCCACACACCAGCAAAUUCGCCGUGGCUCUGCUGGACGACUCGGUGCGGGUCUACAACUCCAGCAGGUCUCCCUGCUCCCCCGGCGGGUCCCGGCAGGCGUAUAAAGCUCUCCUUAAGAGAAGACUCUCCCUGCUCUUGCUGCGCCCCACGCAGCGCUGCCCCGCUGAGCCGCUCUCCCCCAGUUGGGAUUUCAAGCCAACAAGUGCCAGCUCUCCCCCCGGGCUGCAGGAGCUGAAUAAUCACACCAGUGCCACCAUCCCGUCGCUGAAGCAUCGGCUGCAGAGGAACGUGGCUGCUGUGGCCUGGAAGCCGCUGUGUGCCUCCAUCCUGGCUGUCGCCUGCCAGAGCUGCGUCCUCCUGUGGCACCUGGACCCCACAUCCCUGUCCACCAGACCCUCGUCUGGCUGUGCCCAGGUGCUGUCCUACCCCGGGCACAGCCCCGUCACCAGCCUGGCGUGGGCACCCAGCGGGAAGCUGCUGCUCUCAGCCUCACCCGUGGACACGGCCAUGCUGGUGUGGGAUGUGUCCACUGAGAACUGUGUCCAGCUGCAGUGGUUUGGGGGCGGCGGGGUCACCUUCCUGGCGUGGUCCCCUGAUGGCAGCAAGGUCCUGGCAGCCACCCCUUCAGCCGUGUUCAAAGUUUGGGAAGCUCAGAUGUGGACGUGUGAGAAGUGGCCAACCAUCAAAGGGCGCUGCCAGACGGGGUGUUGGAGCCCGGAUGGCAGCCGGCUGCUCUUCACGGUGCUGGGAGAGUCCGUCAUCUACUCCUUGUCCUUCUCUGAAUACAGGGGGGACAUGCAGGGGCAGGUGGGAGGUUCCAAAACAGCUUCCAUCGUGGCAGAUCUGUCGGAGACCACCUUCGAGACGCACUAUGGGGAGGAGAGGGUCGGAGGAGCUGUGCAGUCCAUGGUGUGGGACCCCACCGGGGAGCGGCUGGCGGUGAUCAUCCGAGGAGAUCAGACGGUGGUGGCUGUGUUCCGUACCCGCAACAGUCCCGUGUUUGAGCUCCUGCCGUGCGGGUUCCUGCGGGGGGAGCAGAACGCGGAGCCGCAGCUCAUUGCCUUCCAUCCCUGCUUCCAGAAGGGAGCGCUGCUGACCGUGUGCUGGUCCACGGGGACCAUCAGCCACAUCCCCUUCUUCUUCCUGAGUGCCUGCGUGCCCUACGGCAGCCCCGGCCGCAGCCCCGCCGUGGUGACGGCCAGCAGCAGCGUGCGGGAGCAGCCGCUCUUCUCCGAGCUCUGACAGCAGCGUAUGGAACCAGGACGUUCAGGGUCUCAGGACACUGCAGGGCUGUGGUCCCUUCUUGUCCCCCCAUGGGUUCUGUAUCUGUGCAGCUCCGUGUGCUCAUCCUGUGGAAGGUGGGGCUCAGUGGGUCAGCGCCGUGCAGAUUAAAGGUGACUCCUCAUCCCCCACACCUUGCUCUGCUCCUCGCUCUGCUCCUUGCCCAUGGAAACAAGGAAACUUUCCCUGUAAGUUAGUUGGGGGAUGAAGCCCCUCGGGUUUGCUUCUGGGGCUCUGGUGCUGCUCUGCGCUGCCAGGCUGUAGUCUGGAGUGCACCUGCAAGAGAAGAACCAUUCAGUGCUUAAAUUAAAGCAGAUUGAAGGCUCCUGA
Messenger RNA from Coturnix japonica (Japanese quail), 2211 nucleotides. NCBI's taxonomy places the organism in Eukaryota, Metazoa, Chordata, Aves, Galliformes, Phasianidae. The record is from RefSeq and is a predicted model, not a curated record.